This is a messenger RNA of Talaromyces amestolkiae, 2328 nucleotides long. RefSeq lists its product as uncharacterized. The transcript is spliced from 5 exons. The coding region runs from base 1 to 2328 and encodes 775 amino acids. NCBI's taxonomy places the organism in Eukaryota, Fungi, Ascomycota, Eurotiomycetes, Eurotiales, Trichocomaceae. The record is from RefSeq and is a predicted model, not a curated record. Gene Ontology annotation, molecular function: intramolecular lyase activity.
AUGCCUCCUGGACGCAAACGUCGUGCUCACCCGGAGCAACAAAAUAACGCAAACUCAGACGAUGAAGGACGCCCUACACAGAGACGACGUCAAUCUCAAGAUAAUGUGUCUGCCUCUGACGCUAGCGAAGACGAGGGCCAUCGCGCGCCCAGCAGUACAGAUGUCAUGGUGAAAAAGAUGGUGCGACUGGCACUCUCCAGCGAGUACGCACGAUUACCGAUUCGACGAACCGAGAUCAGCGCAAAAAUUUUGGGCGAACAGGGCGCAAGGCAGUUCAAGUUGGUGUUUGACGAGGCUCAGAAGGUUUUGCGACAUCGGUUUGGCAUGCAAAUGAUUGAAUUACCGGCAAAGGAGAAAGUGACCAUCACUCAGCGCAGGGCGGCGCAACGUGUUGAAAAGCCAUCUACGGCCUCCAAGUCGUGGAUGGUAAUGAGCACCUUACCUCCCUCGUUCCGGACACCAGAGAUUUUACCUCCAUCAAAAGCGCCUACUUCCUUCCUCGAUAGUACCUAUACAGCACUCUACACUUUCAUUAUAUCCGUUAUCACUCUGUCAGGCGGCUCCAUACUCGAACAAAGACUGGAUAGAUACCUAAAAAGAACCAGUAUUGAACAAUAUACGCCCAUCGACCGCACAGAUCGCUUACUACAGCGGCUCUGUAAGGAAGGCUAUCUGGUCCGUAACAGGGAGAUGGAUGGCGGAGAGGAGGUCAUAGAGUACAUGGUCGGGCCUAGAGGAAAGAUUGAAGUUGGUGAAAGUGGAGUGUCUGGGCUAGUCAGAAAGGUUUAUGGACGGGAUGCUCCUGCUGAGGGGGAAGCGAUCGAUGAAUUUGAGGCAAGAUUGGCUCGCAGCGUGGGCGUGAAGCGCACAGCUCAAGUGACAGAGGCAGCUAGUACAACUGUUGCCGAGGAAAGUGUUAAAUAUUCCUGCAACAAAAGAAGGGGUUCCUGGAUGAUCGUGACGAAUCACGUGAUGUCCACUGAUCUUCGGCGUGUCGUCAUCUUCCGAGUGAAAGCAUCAAGUGAGGAACAAAUGAUCAAGGUGCAGGUACGUCCGCGCCUGAUUCAACGGACAGCAAAUCGAGCAUCGCGUCAAGUGUCCACCGGUCCCAACUUGCGCGCCUCAAGUAAACCAGUCGGAGAAGUUAACCCCCUUCGAUCAUCCGCACGAAAGCCCAAUCAAGCCCAACCUGAAGCUGCCAUCGCGCACUACAGACGCCGCAUGGCGCUCUCCGCCGCCGGUAUCGUCCUAUGCGGUGCAACGAUGUACGGGAUGGUCAAGAGCAAUUCUUUCGGAUUACCGGAGGACGCAGCAAAAAAAGAAGGGGAACCAAAUCCAAACAAUCUGAACAAUGGCAAUAUCAAGCUUGAUGGACCGUCUGAAUUCCCCAGCAGCCCAUCCGUGAUCCGUAUCCAAGGUCAAGACGGCGCCGAGCAGGUCGAGACGGGAAAUAGCUCCGUGCCACUAUUUCCGACAACCAUCAGACUUCCCAAGUCUAUGAGCGAUACACGAUUAACCCCCGGUCAAGAUUUGCCUAUCGCGCCUGAAUCCGAAGAGGAAUAUCAAUUGCUCGGAUUCGGUAUACGGUCUGUCUCGUUCCUGUCAAUCCAGGUAUAUGUUGUCGGCGUGUAUGUGGCCAAGUCAGAUAUCGGAACCCUUCAGCGACGAUUGGUGCACACCGGAGUACAGGCUCCCGCUAUUGGGGCUGAUCAGCCUGGCACCGUGGGUGCGGCGGCUGCUGCAACGUCUCUUGUAUCUACGGAACGAGAUGCAUUGAAGAAGCUCUUGCUUGACCCGGAACUUGGCGAGGCGGCAUGGACAUCGAUACUGAAGGAGGGUAACAUCCGCACUGCGAUCCGUAUUGUGCCGACACGCAAUACAGAUUUCAUGCAUUUGCGUGAUGCCUGGGUGCGACAUAUGACGAACCGCGCACAGAAAGAAUCAGCCAGAAUUAAGGAGCUCGCAAAAACAAAGGGCGAUCAGCCUGUGCCUUUGCGCAGCGAAUUCGAUGACGAGACUUUUGGCCAGUCAGUCAGCGAAUUUAAGACCCUGCUCGGCGGCGGAUCUCGCAAGAACAUCCCCAAAGGACAGGUUCUUCUAUUGUUGCGUGAUCAACAGGGUGCUCUCGAUGCGCUUUUCCAGCGGGAUCCCAAGGAGCCUAUCCAGUGGCUUGGUCGGGUUGCUGAUGAGAGGGUCAGUCGUUGCGUAUGGUUAAAUUAUCUUGCAGGCAAGCAGGUUGCGAGCGAGCCUGCGAGACAGAGUAUCGUGGAAGGCACCAUGGGGAUUGUGGAGAGACCUGUUGGGACCGUCACACAGAAGGUUAUCUGA